This is a messenger RNA of Centruroides sculpturatus (bark scorpion), 1437 nucleotides long. RefSeq lists its product as uncharacterized. Bases 1 to 1437 code for a protein of 478 amino acids. The transcript has 3 exons. The record is from RefSeq and is a predicted model, not a curated record. Lineage: Eukaryota; Metazoa; Arthropoda; Arachnida; Scorpiones; Buthidae.
AUGAAUUAUGGACAGGAAUGCCUGAAUAUGGGCCAAAUACAGAAUGCUCGGAAAGUGGAAUACUGCCUGAAUAUCAGCAAAUACUAUGCAUAUGGGCCGGUUCCAGAAUACUAUGGAUAUGGACCGUAUGCAAAUAUAUAUGGAUAUGGACCAUAUGAAAAUACAUAUGAACAUGGGCCAGACUCAGAAAAUGUCGGAUUUGGGCCACAAGUAGAUAUAAAUCAACAGUGGUCGGCUCCAGAAUAUUAUGGUUAUGGGCCAUAUGAAAAUACAUAUGAACAUGGGCCAGACUCAGAAAAUGUCGGAUUUGGGCCACAACUAGAUAUAAACCAACAGUGGUCGGCUCCAGAAUAUUAUGAAUAUGGGCCAUAUGAAAAUACAUAUGAACAUGGGCCAGACUCAGAAAAUGUCGGAUUUGGGCCACAACUAGAUAUAAACCAACAGUGGUCGGCUCCAGAAUAUUAUGGUUAUGGGCCAUAUGAAAAUACAUAUGAACAUGGGCCAGACUCAGAAAAUGUCGGAUUUGGGCCACAACUAGAUAUAAACCAACAGUGGUCGGCUCCAGAAUAUUAUGAAUAUGGGCCAUAUGAAAAUACAUAUGAACAUGGGCCAGACUCAGAAAAUGUCGGAUUUGGGCCACAACCAGAUAUAAAUCAACAGUGGUCGGCUCCAGAAUAUUAUGGAUAUGGGCCAUAUGAAAAUACAUAUGAACAUGGGCCAGACUCAGAAAAUGUCGGAUUUGGGCCGCAACCAGAUAUAAAUCAACAGUGGUCGGCUCCAGAAUAUUAUGGAUAUGGGCCAUAUGAAAAUACAUAUGAACAUGGGCCAGACUCAGAAAAUGUCGGAUUUGGGCCACAACUAGAUAUAAACCAACAGUGGUCGGCUCCAGAAUAUUAUGAAUAUGGGCCAUAUGAAAAUACAUAUGAACAUGGGCCAGAGUCAGAAAAUGUCAGAUUUGGGCCGCAACCGGAUAAAAAUCAACAAUGGCUGGCUAUAGAAAAUUUUAGAUACGGGCCUCACUCAAAUUUAAACGAACAUUGGCUUGCCCCAGAAAUUAUUAAUUUUGUGCCUGAAUCAGAUAUAACUGAAAAUAUGCUAUGUACAGAAAUAAGCGUAUAUGAACCACUGGUAGAACUCCACCAGUCCUCACUGCCAACACAAAUGCUGGAACAUUGUCUGCAGCCAAAGUUAUUUGAAGAUGGAAAGACGCCAUCUGUUUUUCCUGAAUACGAGAAACCAAAAGAGUUUUCCAGAUAUGAGUCUUCAGCUCUUUCUUCUUUAAACUCGGUAGAACCAAACCAUUUUUCAUCAGAAUCGAUUCAUCAGUUACAAAAAGUUUGCGAGUUUGAAAUGAAAGACUCUAAUCAAAGUCAAAUGUCAGAAACUCAAAUGUCAGAAAUCAAAGUCAAAUGUCAGGUACAACCAUUCAUUUUGUAA